UCGAGUAAUGAAAAUGACUGGAAUGACCAUUAUCUUCAUUUCGGCAACGGUUCUGGCAGUGAGUGGAAAAACCUUUAAUAAGUGCGAACUGGCAAAGGAAUUAGCAAGACACGGCGUAGCCCAUGGUGAUAUUGCUAAUUAUGUCUGUAUGGCAGAACAUGAGUCGGGAUUUAACACACACAUAAGAAGUGCUGCAAAUUCUGAUGGAACACACGACCAUGGAAUUUUCCAGAUAAAUGAUUUUUGGAAUUGUGAUCCUCAAAUUGGACUUCCCACCAUGAAUGGCUGCAAUCAUCCCUGCUCGGAUUUCAGAAAUGACGAUAUAUCUGAUGACAUCAGGUGUGUACAACAGCUGAAGAGAGAACAUCAUGGAUUUGGAUUUUCUUAUGCCUGGAGAGACUACUGUCAGCACAUAGACUCGAACUAUCUCAGAGGAUGCUCUUAUUAAGAGGAUUUCAUCUAUCACUCCUCUGAAAUAUAUUUAUGUCAAAUACUGUACCUAGAAUAUGUUC
This is a messenger RNA of Saccostrea cuccullata (small rock oyster), 512 nucleotides long. Its product is annotated as lysozyme C, milk isozyme-like. The record is from RefSeq and is a predicted model, not a curated record. Gene Ontology annotation, molecular function: lysozyme activity. The transcript has 5 exons. Lineage: Eukaryota; Metazoa; Mollusca; Bivalvia; Ostreida; Ostreidae. Bases 8 to 448 code for a protein of 146 amino acids.